CCACCGCGACCGCGACCGUCAAGGCCGCGCCCCAUUCACACACAGCCUCAAACAAAGCACACACUUUCAAAGGCGAUGAGCCUGCUGCCUUGCUGCCCUUCUUUGCAAACAAACUCACAUACCACUCCUCACUUCCACUGCACAUCCAUGCCAUGAACCGCCUCAAGAUCCGCCUUCAAGCAGCAGCUCGUCACAGCGCGAUCUAGUUGCCCAAGAAGACCCAAAAUGGUGCAAGCCCACGCCUCCUUCGUCGACCUCACCCUCGACAGCGACGACGAAUUACCCGCCGCAACUUCAACCCAGAUACGGGCCCCCAAUGCCGCCGGCCCAGAUUUCACAGGGACGACUACUUUACCCUACCAUUCACCAUCACCACGGAAACUGCAGAAUGGCUUCACGAAUCACCAAUCACAUAAUGGCUUACUGCUCCCGGGGGGGUUGCCCUCACCAAUCGAUAUUCCGGGCGCCCUACCGCCGCCGAAAUUACAUACUCCUGUGGUUGCGAGGAGGAAAACACAUUUGAGAGAGCUGAGCUUGUCGCCGAAUGCGUCGAGGUCGGUGGAGGGCUCGGUGAAGAGGAGGAGGCUUGCUGGGGAUGGGAUGGGGGCGUCAUCGAGUCCGAGUAGGGACCGGGCGGAAACGCGCAUACUGCCGCCGCCGCGGGUAUCACAGGUGGAAUCACAUACGGGGAGGAGAAGGAGCAAACCGCCGCCUACAUCUGCUGGGAGAGAGGGCCAGGUGAAUGUGUAUGAUAUGUUUCAGACUCAGUCGAAGCCGGUGGUGAUUUCUUAUUCGGAUUCUGAGCCGCAAUUGCCGGGGGUUCAGAGUGCAGGGCGGUCACAACAAGGUUUCAAUACACAGGUGCGGCCAGUUUCGAACGCAGGCCCAGGGACAUCCAAUCCUGGCCCUGCGCCGAAGGGGGCGGAGGAUGUGCUUCAUCGGGUUAUCUUCCCGGAAAUUCAAUCAUGCCUCGAGAGAUUGGGAGCGGGCCUCGAUGAGGCUGUCAAGAAGAAAAUUAGGCACCAGGUUGCGAAGAAUCUUUGCGACGAUCAAUUCCUAGCACCUCUGGCUUCGAAUAAAGGGGUGCUAUCUGCAACUAGGCGGAAGAGGCUCGUUGAUAAGUGCGCUUUGCUGGUGGAAAUUCAUGUUCACAAAUUGGGAAAGGGUCAGAAAAGCAAGCUGCAGUCACCUGCAGCAGCUCGCAGGCAAACAGCUCGUCGGCAGACAAAGCAAGCCGCACCGCCUGAGCCGAUCUUUAUUUCGGACAGCUCGAGCGAGUCCGAGAAGGAUGAUUUCAAGGAUGCUGUUGAAAGGCUUGGGGCGGGGGAAAUUACUCGGCAGAAGCGCGAUUCCUCGUCCCCAAGCACGUCUUAUACUGUUGAGUCUCCCGCGAAGGAAGCUGCAUCAGACCCAGCGCCCCAACAGAACCACCAGAAGAUGGCUUAUCGGCAGGGGACUCUUAGUUUUGUUUCACGCACACCUGCUAUCCAAAAGCCUGCAAACGCGCGCUCUCCUGGAAAGCAAACAGCGGGCAAUCGCAUCCAGAAGCAAAACAAACCCCGGGCGCUUCGGUCGGCCGCGCAGGAAGCUGUGGCGAAGCAGUCUUUCCUUCGGGAAGUUGAAACCUUGCGAUUGGCUGCCAAUGCAAUCACAAGGCCGUAUAUCAGUCUGUCGGCGCGCAAAGACAUCGCAAGGGGUCUUUCGGAACAACGAUUGACUCCACAGGAGAAGCAUAUACUUCAUGGUCAUAUUGUUCAUGUGGACUUUACGGGCGAAGAGGUGCAGUUUGUGCGCAAUGUUAUGGAUGUGUGGCAUAGAAAUCAUGUCGAAUCAAAGCCUAAGGGGCAGCGGCUUGGGAUAAUCAAUGGGAGUGUGAAGGUCUAUCCGAGCCUGCUCCAAAUGAUAGUGAAGUCUCAACAGGAGUCUUUGGGAACUGAUGAGGGUUCACGGCUUAUUAAGCAACGCACCGAGGAGAGCCUGAAGAACUUCAUCGAUGAUUUUGGCAAGGAUAUUUGGCAAGGCUAUAUGUCCAAUGGGUCUAGGUUCUCAACUGGAACAACUUCUGUGCUGCGCGUCGCACCGAAAUCCAGAGAAUUGGGCACGGCCACGGGCAAAAGAAGCAAUAACCAUACCUCGAUAUCAUCUAUCCUGCGUGAGCGAGAGCUGUCUCGUGGGACCUUCGGACGGGCCAGUAUAUCGACCAAAGCCCGCAUCCUCACAUCUAUGGAUGAUGCGAUUGUGCGGGAGAUUGAGUUUACUGGUUGUUCUGGGGAUAUUGCCACGAUCACCUGGCUGCCUGGUGACAAGUUUGUAUGCGGUGCGAUUACGCAUUCUGAUGAAUCGAAUCAACAAUACAACAAGCCGGGAAAUUUGGCUCUGGGGUCAGUACAGAAGAGCUCUCUGAGGUCGGUCUCUGGGCAUCGGAUCAUACGGCCCAUUGUUGAGAAGGGCAGCAAUGCCUUGGAGUCCAUGCGGGAGACGCAGGACCCUUAUUUGUACUGUUCGGUGACAGCUACAGCGUUCCAUGAAGGCUCUCAAAAGGCGCUAACAGGGAGCUUUGACAAAACCGUGAAAGUCUGGGAUAUCAACGCCGAUGGAUCUGGAAUGACACUCUGUGGAACAUGGCAUCAUGGCGGCGUUAUAAACUUUGUCGUCACCUCACCACAUCACAGCAAAAUCGCGACCGCCGCCGACGUCUUCAGAGAUGCCAUCCGAGUUUACGACUUGAACGAAGACGAUGUAUCCAAUUCCCCAUUCGUGUCGUAUUCUGGAUCCCGCGCCGAUGUGCAGUCAGCUGAGCAGCUCCGAAGCCGGCAAUCCUGGGUAUACUACCCGUCAACGCUGCAGUGGGGCAAGGCUCCGUGCGUGGCCCAUCUCCUUCUUACCGGAUACUCGCCGCGCUCGUUCGAUGUGCACGACGAAGUGCCGAAAAUCAUCGAGGACACUGGAGAGCUCUGCCUCUGGGAUACCAACAAGGGGACGCGCGUGCUAAUCACCUCAGCGCGCACACAGAACGUGUUUGAGGUCGUGUGGCACCCGACGCUUGCUGUUUUCGUGGCUGCGACGUCGGCGACGGGGGAGUAUGAGGAUGGGGUGCGGACGCAGCUGCGGAUCUUUUGCCAGACGGAGAAUGGCACCUUCAGCCAUACUAAGACGUUUGAUUGUCGCGCGGUGGAUAUCAAUGAGAUCACCUUGAUGUCGAACAGCCCAUUGCACUGCUACCUCACUGCGAGCUGCACGGAUGGGAAUACAUAUGUCUGGGAUAGCGCCCAGGAGGAGAAGCCCAUCCAUGUCCUUGGCCAUGGUAAAUCUAUCGACGAUCAAUCCCAGGAUGACGCCGAGACCAAGGACAACGACCACGAGCGGACAGACAGCGGUGUGAAAUUCGCCGCGUGGGGACGGACGUGUGACCGUUUCUACACAGGCUCCUCAGACGGCGUGGUCAAAGCAUGGAAUGUGCGUGCUCCUCCGGCCGAAGUGCAUGUUGCGGAUGUCAUCACGCUAUCCGGCGGCAUCUCAGCGGGUGUUUUCUCAAGCGACCAUUCUCGUCUCCUCGUCGGUGAUGCGACGGGGAAGCUGAAUGUUUUGAGAUGCGGAGACUUGGAUGAGGACGAGGAGUUCCCCCCGAGGCGCCGACAGCAGCCGAUUAUACCGCAUUAUGAGGCGUCGAGGUCUGCAGAUUAUGGGGGCGGGGAUCUUGUGGAGCCGAGCCCGGAGCCGACGGCGAGGGAGAUGGCGCAGCGGUUUGUGGAUGCUGGACAGGUUGUUAUUCAUCCUGAUCCGUAUGUUGGCGCGGUGCAGGGGGGAAAUUAUGUGAGCACUGGAUUGUUUUGCCGCCAGCUUCACCGGGGUGGAGAUCCGCAUGCGGAGCCUCUGGGGGAGGUUGUGGUGCAGCAGGAGAAGAGGUAUCAGAGGAAGCAGCUCGUCUUGUCCACCACGCGAGAUGUUGAACCUUGUCCUGAGGCAGAGCAUCAGAAGAAUUACAUGCUGGACCUGCACCUGGGGCAGCUGAGUCUUCAAACGGCGCUGGAACUCAAAGCAUCAAGGGUGGAUUUUGCUUUUGAGGAUGAGAAUGACUUUGACUAUGAGCCUGAUCUUGGUGUCGUGGAAGGGGCAGAUCAAGAUGAGGAUGAUGCUGUAGACAUGGUGGAUGUCUUUCCACGUGGCGGGGAUUGUGUAUUCCUCAGUACAAAUGAAAUGGACGGAUUCCAGCAUCUUAAAAACUUCAUUCAAAAUGAGUUGCAGGCAUAUAAAGCCCUACAACAGGUAGAAGAGGCUAUGGAUGAUGGAAAUUAAGUGUAUAAAGUAAUAGGGCAGCUAACGGAACUUAUAAUGGCCUUUGUAAAAAUAAACAAUAAUAUAAAGGUGGUUAGAGGAUAUGAGGGGGAAGAGAGGCAAAGGACAGGGAUAAAAACUAUAAUUUUCUUGGUUUUUAUAAAUGAGAAACUAGAAAAUAAAAGAAAGCUCCUUUUAUAUCUAGCUGUUUCUCAUUUAUAAAAAUUAAAAAACUAGAAAAUUAAAAAGAGGCCUCCCUUUAAAUAAAGCUGUUUAUUUCCCUAUUUUUAAAAGAUAAGAAACUUCAAAAAAAGGAAAGCCCCCAUUAAAUAUAGCUACUUACCC
Molecule: messenger RNA, 4620 nt
Organism: Pseudogymnoascus verrucosus
Lineage: Eukaryota; Fungi; Ascomycota; Leotiomycetes; Thelebolales; Thelebolaceae
Exons: 3
Coding region: 226-4296 (1356 amino acids)
Biological process (GO): regulation of actin cytoskeleton organization; TOR signaling
Cellular component (GO): TORC2 complex; TORC1 complex
Molecular function (GO): protein binding
Source: RefSeq, a predicted model, not a curated record